CUGCAGGGCGCAUGGCACGAAGCGUGAGCGGGCGUCUCUGUCAUUGUGGCAGGCAGUCUGACACGCCAGUCCAGCAUCUUGUGAACGUCGACACCUCCGCGCUUGGGAGCGAGACCGUCUGUUCACGCGGAUGAUCACCCCAUCACGAGACUCCGCCCGCACAUGCUGCCGCCGUAUUGCUCCCGCCAUUGUUGCCUUCUGCCCACCCCAACCGCGCCGCCAGAGCGGACAGCGCCCGCCGUUGCGUGAUGCCUGACCCAAGGCCGUUUGCCUCGAUUCGGGGACGCUUUGAUGACCCGCCCGCAUCGGAGUCUUCCACCCCACGAAGUCGCCGAAACCGCCUCCAUCACGCGUUGCAAGCUACCGCAGACAUGACUCCUGGUGACAUGUCUGAUCUUGGAGCUCCGCCAGCACGCCCACCGCCGCCUCUUCCUCCUCUCGGACGAUCGCCGCGCUUCCCCAUGCAACGACGCCGCCAACGCUCGCCCGGCUCAGAUGAUAGAAGCACAUGGAACGAGGACAGCGCUGGCAGGCGAAGGCCCAAGCGCAGGAGGCUGGACUCGGAGGCCUCGGUUCUUCCCAAACAACCCAUCAAGUAUGGGCAUUAUGGCCAAGUAGAGCCUGGCAAGCUGAAGCUCGACAUCGUCAGCUGCGACGGCGGCGAGCACCGAGACCCGCGUCAUCCUCAGACCUAUCUCGGUUCUGACAAUUUGCUGCGACACGACAAGAGUGUCUACUGCUCUGAUAGACCCAGCAGCAGUAUCAUCCUCCAGCAUGCUGACGACACGCCCUUCUGCUUGGAGAAGCUGCACAUUUGCGGGCCCGAGCAUGGCUUCACUGCCCCUGUUCGUGAAGGUCUUGUCUAUGUAGCAAUGACUUGCAAAGACCUCAGCAAGUACAUGGAUCCGCCACAGCACGCCAGACUGAACGGCGUGCAUACUCCGCCUUACCGACGGCGGCGCCCUAGAGUCGCGCCGGCGUCUGAACGCAUAACUCUGUCUGAUGCCCUUCGUGACCCCGAGGUCAGUGCUGCGCUCGACCGAGAACGCAGUUACGCUGAUCGUGCUGAUGCUGCACACGACCUUGCGGGCGAGUCAAAUAAUGAUCAUGAUGAUGAUUACUACAACUUCGAUCGGCAAGAUCCAGACAUACACUGUGACUUGCCGUCUGUCGGAGCAGAUGCUGACUAUUUCGCCAUGACUGAGGACAGCCUGCCUGUGACUUUACUUAGCGAUGAAGAGCCCGGUCCGGAGGAGAGCUCAUCACAAGAAGUGCUCGACUUCCGGCUCCAUCGUUUACGCCAUAUGCGGCGUCGUUACGAAGCAGACAAUUGGGAUCGUGAUCGAGCUCGCUGGGCUGGUAUACCGCGAGAAGAGCGUAGCAACGACUCGUGGAAUCUCCGCCGGCUGGAUGCCAUGAUGGCACGAACGAACAUGGCAGGAUCUCCUCAGCAGGAUGAGCUCGAUGAGCGCGACAACGCAUCUCAGCAAGGUCCGGAGCCAGGCUUCGGUCCUUCAUAUUACCAACCCCCAACAGACGACGAAGCAGCGGGGGGCACUGAGUAUUAUGAUGACGGUCUGAACGAUCCGAAUGUCACCCGAGCUCGCUUUCACAUUCGAAGGGGCAAGUACAAGGUUGCGAUCAAGUUCGAUCCUCCAGUAUCUGGACGAUUUAUCUUGCUCAAGCUUUGGGCAAAUCGAAGUAACGUGGACGUGCAAAGUAUCAUAGCUAAGGGCUAUGGCGGAGCGCGUUUCUUUCCCGCUGUAGACUUUCGGUAGUAUGAUGACGAUGAUGAGCGAUGAUGGAUGAUGGAUGAUCUUUACGCAGCGAUACAUUCUUGGAUCAAUGGAAACUGAGAAUCCUGGACUGUCAGAAGGGUCCGUAAGGUGUGCCAAUUUAUUAAAACCUCUACAGUGCCCGGCGCCGUCCAAUUCGAAUCGCGCAAGCUUUCGAGACUCGUCGUUCGUGCUAUGUCUGGCAUCAACACAGCAUGGAUUCGGGUUUCGAUUUUGUCUUCGAGCUUGUCACCGACCAGUUUAUCAAUUACGAACACCAAACAUAGCAGUUGUCAGCAAACGACUCACUAUGCAUAGUCGCGCGCC
Messenger RNA from Cercospora beticola, 2102 nucleotides. RefSeq lists its product as uncharacterized. The record is from RefSeq and is a predicted model, not a curated record. Lineage: Eukaryota; Fungi; Ascomycota; Dothideomycetes; Mycosphaerellales; Mycosphaerellaceae.